Messenger RNA from Pezoporus occidentalis (night parrot), 1432 nucleotides. RefSeq names its product tetraspanin 18 (gene TSPAN18). Bases 458 to 1201 code for a protein of 247 amino acids. Lineage: Eukaryota; Metazoa; Chordata; Aves; Psittaciformes; Psittacidae. The record is from RefSeq and is a predicted model, not a curated record. Gene Ontology annotation, cellular component: plasma membrane. The transcript is spliced from 11 exons.
CAUGGGGCGGAGCCGGCUGCGCUGCGCUCCGGCGCUCCGCGGCUGCCGGGCACGGGGCGCGCACGGCAGUGGGAGCCCAGCGCCGCCGGGAGCCGCCCGCAGACAGCUCCGUGUGUCCCCCGGGGCGGGGAGCCGCCGGCAGAGAUUAAUGGUGAGGAAAACUGGAUAGAGAGGGAACCCAGAGGAGUCUGGCACCCAGCAGCAAAGGUUGACCAGGCUGGAUCACGGCACUAAGGACCUGGAGCAAGGAUCCUGCCUGAUGCAUGUGUAUUACGACCUGACUUCUUGAGGAGAGCAAGUGUUUCUCUGAAGCUCUGCCCCUUCAAAGCAGCACGCAGGAGAAGCUUGGUUAGAAGGAGAUACAUGGGACACACAGAGAAUUAAAGAGUAGAAGAGACACCGUGCUUCAAGUCCCAAGAUUUGUGAAGGAAGAAUUGGGUCAAGGAGCCUGAAGACCAUGGAGGGAGACUGCCUGAGCUGCAUGAAGUACCUGAUGUUUCUUUUCAAUUUCUUCAUAUUUCUGGGAGGAGCGUGCCUGCUGGGCCUUGGGAUCUGGGUCAUUGUGGAUCCCACAGGCUUCCGAGAGAUAGUAGCUGCCAACCCCCUGCUCUUCACGGGAGCCUACAUCAUGCUGGCUAUGGGAGCCAUGCUCUUCCUGCUGGGUUUCCUCGGCUGCUGCGGUGCCAUCCGUGAGAACAAAUGCCUCCUGCUCUUUUUCUUCAUGUUUAUUUUGUUAAUCUUCCUGGCGGAGCUUUCAGCUGCUAUCCUGGCUUUUAUCUUCAGAGAAAAUCUGACCAGAGAGUUUUUCACCAAGGAGCUGAAGAAGCAUUACCUGAGGAACAACGACACGGAUGUCUUCUCUUCCACCUGGAACUCUGUUAUGAUCACAUUUGCCUGCUGUGGAGUGAAUGGACCAGAAGAUUUCGAAGCUGUCCCUCUUCUUCCAUACUCCCCUUUGGAAAGUGUGACACCGGAGGCGUGCUGCCAGCGAGAGCUCCAGAGCCGGGAAGGGAUGUUUGUCAACAAGGAAGCCUGCCUCACAGGCGUCGAGAGGUUUCAGAACCGACAGGGCUGCUACACUGUGAUCCUGAACUCCUUUGAGACCUAUGUGUACCUCGCAGGAGCCCUUGCCAUCGGAGUGUUGGCUAUUGAGCUCUUUGCCAUGAUCUUCGCUAUGUGUCUCUUUCGAGGGAUCCAGUAAGAAGUGGCCCAUGGACCGCCACAUUCCCCACAUGCUCAGACAAAAGAAGGAAAACGAGAAGAAACAAAACCUGAAACCACCCAAAAAAAAAACCUUUAUUUUUUUUAACAAAAUGGGGUAGGGGAAAAAAAAAAACACAAAAAGAAGAAAAAAAAAGAAAAAAGAGGGUUGUAAUAUAUGAAUGACCAAAAGGAUUGUACUUCAGGGGCUGGAACUUUGAGGUGAUGUGCA